Messenger RNA from Clavispora lusitaniae ATCC 42720, 1614 nucleotides. Its product is annotated as Major Facilitator Superfamily protein. NCBI's taxonomy places the organism in Eukaryota, Fungi, Ascomycota, Pichiomycetes, Serinales, Metschnikowiaceae. Gene Ontology annotation, molecular function: transmembrane transporter activity. The record is from RefSeq and is a predicted model, not a curated record. Gene Ontology annotation, cellular component: membrane. Gene Ontology annotation, biological process: transmembrane transport.
AUGUCGACUGGAGCUGGAAGGCUAAGUGCUGGGAAUGCUGAAACCAAAAAUACUAAUUUUUCAGACUUAACAGCCACUAAUGUGACUAAUACCUAUAAUGCCAAUACUGCAGACUCCAAUGCUAGCAUCCGAAUUAAUAAUGAACACAAUAACGAACACAAUGGCGAUCCCAGUCUCUUGGCCCAAUCUAACGAGAUGCCAGAUUCAGAACUCUCUAGCCCCAGCGAUGAGUACGAAGUGAAUAUGGAAGAAAAAUCCAGUGAAGAAAAAUCUUGCACAGCAAAGUCUUUGGAGGAGCAGAAACCUCCGCAGCAGCUUUCGGACAUUCCAGAUGGCGGCUACGGGUGGUUUAUUGUGCUUGCAUGUUUCUUGAUCAAUUUCAACUCUUGGGGCGCCAACUCGGGCUUCUCCAUUUACUUGUCGUACUACUUGAACAACGGCACGUUCAAAGGUGGUGACAAGUACGAUUAUGCGGUCAUCGGUGGCAUGACAUUCGGUGUUGGCUUGUCAUUCUCGCCCGCCAUCAACUACAUCCAGGGCAAAAUCGGAUUACGCACCACGAUCAUCAUUGGCAACUGUUUCCAGUUUGCCGCUUUAAUGCUUGCAUCGUUUCUGCGCAAGCUCUGGCAGUUGUACUUGACGCAAGGUAUGCUCCAGGCCUUCGGGCUUGCAUUUGUUUCGUUGCCUGCGCUUAUGCUUUUACCUCAGUGGUUUAAGAAGAAAAGGGCGUUUGCUUCAGCAAUUGCGGCCGCUGGUUCAGGCUGUGGCGGUAUAGUCUACAACUUGGGCAUGCAAAAAGUGUUGGAACUGCGGUCUGUGUUCUGGGCCAUGCGUUGUCAGGCCAUCAUCUGUUUCGGACUACUCUGGUUUUCCAUCUUUCUUGUGCGCACAAGGAUGGAGGUAAAGUACACCAUUUUCGAUGCUGCAGUCUUGAAGACCAUGGGUUUCUGGCUCUUUUGCCUCUAUGUGGUGCUCUGCAUGUUUGGUUAUGUGAUUGUGUUAUACGAUAUGGCCAAUGUUACCACAUCCAUGGGUUACUCUGCCUACCAGGGCUCGAUUGCCUCGGCCAUGGUGCAAGUCGGGUCUGUUUUCGGCCGUCCGAUAGUGGGCCAUUUCUGCGACAGAUUCGGUGCUGUCACAGUUUCUGUUGUGGCCUAUUUACUCUGUGGGAUCUUUGUUUUGGGCAUGUGGAUCCCAGCGAACAACUAUGCCACCAUCAUUGCCUUUUGUGUGAUCAUGGGUAGUCUCAUGGGUCUGAUUUUUGCUACGGUGCCUGCCAUUUUGUCACUUUUGUUUGGCUUGCGCAGAGUUGGCGUGGCUCUUUGCAUGAGCUGGGUGUUUUUGGGUUUUGCUGGUCUUGCAUCGCCGGUCAUUGGCUUGACUUUGAAAACUGGAAAUCACGGCUACGUUUCGGCGGGACAAUACCACCACAGUGCUAUAUUCUGCGGCGUUUCCUUCCUUGCAUGUUCUUUUACCCUCUUGAUGAUCCGAGGCUACUUAGUAUCGCGGCACUUGAUGUCGGACGGAAAUGAUGCAGACCAUGGCCAUCUUCAUAUGUCGGUGCCUAUCUGGGGGCCGAUCAAAAACUGCUUGCGCAAGGCGAGACACAUUUAA